AUGAAAUUUGGCAAGACAUUUCCUAACCAUCAGAUACCUGAAUGGUCACAUCAAUAUGUCAACUACAAGAGCCUAAAGAAACACAUCAAGGAAAUUACAGUCGCCCAAGAAGAAUGGCGUAAACAGCCUUCAAGUAACGAUGACUGGAUCAAGAAGGCAAAUGAAAAUGCAGCAGAAGAGCUUUUGGAAGAGCCGGAGGUGAAAAAGCGUCUUGCCACCUUUUUUUUCGCUCUGGAUAAGGAUAUCGAGAAAGUUAACGAGUUUUACAACAAGCAGUUCUUGGAGUACGACCGCAGACUAAGACGAAUUCUGUCGUCUGCGCAACUUACAAACCUUACUGCCAUUUCCAAUCCCGAGAAAAGUGUUCUGGAUUCUUCUGAAAAAACUGGAUUGAACAUUUCAUCGGAUAUCACCGACGAUUACGCAGAAAUUUUAGGCAUUUUGGUGGAACUACGUUCGGACCUUCGCAACUUGAAAUGGUAUGCCGAACUCAACAAGCGUGCUUUGACCAAGAUUCUUAAAAAACUGGACAAAAAAGUAGGGACAAACCAUCAAGAAAACUAUUUACACAAUCGUGUUCUUCCGCUCGGAAUCUCAAAUGAUGCAGAAAUAGCAAAAGAGCUGGCUCUUAUAAAUGAAACUUUGGAUUCUAUCUCUCCCUCUAUGCUGGGGCGCCAGGAUUCUGAUAGUGAUGACGAUACGCAGCUCACCUCACAAGACAACUCUUCUCCGGUAAACGUAGUCGCCCAAUUGAUCGCGAAAGAUGACGGAAAAAGUCUUCUUAAUGAGUUGGCCUCGAUGUACAGAUCAGCUGUCCUCACUCCCAAGAGAACUUUGAUAGUCCUCCUGAACAAAGCCGCCCUGUCACAGUCCUUCAAUUGUAUUGACGAGAUUUUAAAUAUCAUCCCAACGUUAGGUGAUCAUUCCGAUGUCAGCGGUCGCAACUUUUUCCAUCACCACAUUAUCGCACUCGGAAAAGGUUUCAAAAAUCAGAAAGCUAGGAACUUGAUAAACGAUGGUUCUUCCAACUUGAAUUCUGCGAACCAUAGUGCCUCUAAUGUGAACAUAACAAUUUUGCCAGAGAAAACCUCCAGGCUUGUUUCUGCUUGUGGGCCUGAUGGCUUGAACUCUAACGACUCUCCUGUUUCUUUGUCUCAUAUUUUGAAACGUUUGCCACCACAUUUGAGAUCCAGUCUUUUACAGAAGGAUACUUACAAAAGAACUCCGUUGCACUACUCCGCGCAAUAUGGCUUAUUCGAAGUUUCCAAGCUCAUCAUUGAAAGUUUAAGAGAGUGGGGAGCAUGGGACCCGGCAGUGUCAAUCGAUAAUAAAGAAGUGUGGGGUGACAGUGAGGGUUUCACUCCCCUUCAUUUGGCUGUUAUCGGUUUGCAUCCGCGCACAGUGAAAUCGCUUACGAGCUAUGGAAACUCGUCGACUAAAGUCGAGUCUCAAAGGUUGCUUCACCUAGCGACGAAGUUAAAUGCGCCCGAACUGAUGGAGGCGCUGCUAUCUGUUGCCGGUUUCUCUGUGGACUAUGCAGACCCUGAGACCCACGAAACGGCGCUUCACAUAGCAGCAAAGCUGAACUUGAGCAGGUCAAUGGAGUUUCUUUUGAAAGCUGGUGCUAACACUGAGAUUGGCGAACGAAACUUUGGUUGGACGCCAAUUUUUGUGGCAGCCACUGAAGGCUUCUACGAUAUGGCUAAGAUGUUAGCAGAUCAUGGCGCCGACUAUUCGAAGUUUGACGAAAGUGGGUGGACGCCUAUGGAGCACGCUGUACUCAGAGGUCACCUCGAUGUAGCCAGUAUCCUGACUAUCGAUGAUCCGAUUGUCACUAAACCCAAAUUGUCACCUGAAUUCAGCGAAAGUGAUGAAGAUACGUCUGAAAUAGCCACCGCUCAGACAACAUCAGCUUUAAAAAGACCUUCUUUGGAGCAUUUACGCAAAAGCUUCUAUAAGCAUUCCUCUGGCUCUGAGAGUUUCAUAGCAGGCGGUUCGGACGUGAAUUUGAAAAAUUCGAGCAGACAUAACCUUUUGAAACACUCUUUGAACGGAACACCAAAGCCACCGGGGACUAAAAGUGCUCCACAAACUUCAGUUAAUGUCAAACCUCUAGGAGAAACUCACUUGCAAGAAGAUCAGUCAAUUUUGCUGGUAUCACUAGGUUCUAAGAGCAACGCUGUUGCAGUUUCAUUCAACAAAGUACCACUCUCAAAGGUGUCGUCGACAGAGCUCGACACAGCACUUUCUCUGGUCAUAACUUGUCUUGAGGAUUUGAGUGCCGCCCCCGUCGUGCUGGAUCUGCCCCUGGACGACACACUAGAUCCUGUUCAUUUUACCAUUCCGUACAAAGAAGAUUCUUCCCAUACUUUGUUUUUUGACAUUGUACCUACUUAUGGUUACCACGCAAGGUCUAAAAAUGCAUCUUCCGAUGCUAAAACCAAUCACUCACAGCCUGACGCGGUGUCGAACUUAUCGGAUGAAAGCGCGGGCCAGAGAUCAUACUCUAAUGGUGUUAUCAAAAAAGUCGAAAGUCAGCAUACGAAAGUUUUGGGACGGGCGGUUGCAUUGCUCGAUAAAGGUGUUAUGUCUGUUGGUCCAAAUCGGGCUUCCUUGUCUGACACAAGAACAGCGCCAAUCAUCGAAAGUGAGACGCUAGAAGUUCUGGGCUUCAUCAAGUAUGAGUUUAUGAUUGUGAAGCCCUUUAUUCAUCCUAAUGUGGCACUGCGCAGGGGCGAGACUUUCUGGAAGUCACUGGUUUCUACAAGAGUGAUUGGGCACCGUGGCCUCGGUAAGAACAUGAAUACCAAUCGUUCUUUGCAGCUGGGCGAAAACACCGUUGAGUCCUUCAUUGCAGCUGCUUCGUUGGGGGCAUCUUAUAUUGAGUUUGACGUUCAGUUGACGAAGGACGACGUUCCAGUGAUUUACCACGAUUUCAUAGUGGCGGAAUCUGGGGUCGAUAUUCCAAUGCAUGAACUUACACUCGAACAGUUUUUGGACCUCAACAACGCGGACAGACACCGCAAAAACCUAGACGCUAGCUUGAACGGCAGGUCUAUGGAUGAUACAGACGCAGCACUGGUGCAGAGAGCCUCUAGUGUUAGAGGAGAGACCACUCUGGUCGACCAGUUACCUUUGGCCAAGAUUUUUGAGGACCGUAUGCGUCUCACCAAAACCUACAAAAAAAACAGCUACAAGGGAAAUGCGCGUGGUCAUUCCAUCGCAGGUUCUUUUGUCACACUGAAGGAGCUAUUCAAGAAAAUUCCCUCUAAUGUGGGCUUCAACGUCGAGUGUAAGUAUCCGAUGUUGGAUGAAGCCAUUGAAGAUGACAUUGGCCACAUUUCCGUGGAGCUUAACCAUUGGUGUGACACCGUGCUGAACACCGUCUAUGACAAUGUCAAUGGACGUGACAUUAUAUUUUCGUCGUUCCACCCUGACGUUUGCAUUAUGUUAUCUUUGAAGCAGCCUUCGUUCCCAAUCUUGUUUUUGACAGAAGGUGGUACCAAGAAAACAGUUGAUGCUCGUGCUGCGUCGCUUCAAAACGCUAUUAGAUUUGCUAAAACUUGGGAUUUGCUGGGCAUUGUCUCUGCAGCCAAACCUAUCAUCAAAGCGCCUCGUCUCGCUCAGGUAAUCAAAUCCAAUGGGUUGGUGUGCGUAACCUACGGUGUUGACAACAAUAAUCCGGAUGUGGCUCAAAUUGAAAUGGACGCUGGAGUCGAUGCCGUCAUUGUCGAUAGCGUGUUAGCGGUACGUCGUGGACUCACCAAACCAGCAGCGUUGUCUCUCGAAGAAUAG
This is a messenger RNA of Lachancea sp. 'fantastica', 3795 nucleotides long. NCBI's taxonomy places the organism in Eukaryota, Fungi, Ascomycota, Saccharomycetes, Saccharomycetales, Saccharomycetaceae. The record is from the annotation of a GenBank genome assembly.